This is a messenger RNA of Mustela lutreola (European mink), 633 nucleotides long. RefSeq names its product basic proline-rich protein-like. The record is from RefSeq and is a predicted model, not a curated record. Bases 1 to 633 code for a protein of 210 amino acids. The transcript has 2 exons. NCBI's taxonomy places the organism in Eukaryota, Metazoa, Chordata, Mammalia, Carnivora, Mustelidae.
AUGGCUGACAAACGCACAGGAACUGGGGAAGAGCGGACGCCCACAACAAGGGGCGUCGCCCUCCUCGAGAAGUUGGGGGUCCCCCGCCGUAUCGAGGUCGUUCCGCCGCCCGCAGAGCAGCCUCCGUUCCCGUCGACACCCCAAGAGGGAGGGGAGCCCGGGCUCCCCCUCAGCCUGCAACGCCCGGUAAAGGGUCCCCUGGGGAUGGAGAGGGGCGGGGCGGCUGCGCCCGAAGCCUUCCCGCCCCCGGCCUCUUACCCUGAGGCCUGCUCCGCGGCCCGCGCUCGCCCCGCCAGGCCGGCCUUUGCAGCCGCAGCCCCGCCGCCGCCAAAGCUACCUGAGCCUACCGAGCCGAGAGAGCCCGGGGGCGCUCCAGCCGCCACCGCCUCUUCGUCUCUAUGGUUUUCUUCCUCCUCACCACCCCCCACCCCGCACUUCCUCAUCCGGGACCCGAGCCAGCCAUGCGGGCUCACCCAAGUCCCGCCCCCGCAUGCCGCGCGCGCAAUCCUAGGGGCGGCUCUUCCCGCGUCCAGUCUCGGCUAUGGGCCGGCCCUAGCAGCCUUCUGCCCCGCCCCUGCGCCCAGGAUUCUUAAAGGGGAAAGCACCUUUGCCUCAGCUCCUAUUAAACCUUAG